CAAUGCAUCUCUAAGCGUCUGAAAUCAUAUCACGGAGUGAAGUCAUCAUGAGCGGUAGUGAUAUGUACUUCUUAAUAAAGUGCGGAGAUUUUUAUGUGUUGCCCAGCAAAAAGAUUUCUAAUAAUACUGGGCAAAAGUGUCAAGCAAAAUUCGGCGGAUGCAAGUAUGAAGCCGAGAUAAUUGAAUCCAAUGAUAAUGCUGGUUUAUUAAUAAAGAAAUGCAAAGAGCUUAAUGCAAAACUAGAUCAUGAUCUCCUUUCUGAAGAAGAAUCAGUUCGUAAGCCUGACAAUGACAAUACCAAUGAUAAUGAUGAGGAAUUCAUCCCGCCCGAACGCAAGCGCCGGAGCAAUGCUGACGAACAAAUACAUACUGAAUUUAUAAACGAAGACUUGAAUAUACUUACGCUUUCUGAUGACGAAAACUUCCAGCCCGCAAAUAAUGACAUAAAUGACAUAAAUGAUGAGGAGUAUUGCCCGCAAAAACCUCUCGGGUCGCCCACUGGUUUUAUAAAACGGGUACGUUGGACGAGAGAGGAGCGUUUUGAAAUGAUGAAAGCGUUCGGUAAUGCAAAAACCAUGAAGGAUCUGCCGUCCCUCAAACAGUGCAACAACGUAAUUAAAAACUCGACAUAUUUGAAAAAUCGUUCUGCGGCGCAGCUGAAGACAUGGUUAGAUAACCAGCGGAAAGCUGAGGCGAGAAAGCACAUGUAA
Scaptodrosophila lebanonensis is the source of this 710-nucleotide messenger RNA. RefSeq lists its product as uncharacterized. The coding region runs from base 48 to 710 and encodes 220 amino acids. The transcript has 6 exons. The record is from RefSeq and is a predicted model, not a curated record. NCBI's taxonomy places the organism in Eukaryota, Metazoa, Arthropoda, Insecta, Diptera, Drosophilidae.